Macroventuria anomochaeta is the source of this 2035-nucleotide messenger RNA. Its product is annotated as MFS quinate transporter-like protein. The transcript is spliced from 2 exons. Gene Ontology annotation, cellular component: membrane. The record is from RefSeq and is a predicted model, not a curated record. NCBI's taxonomy places the organism in Eukaryota, Fungi, Ascomycota, Dothideomycetes, Pleosporales, Didymellaceae. Gene Ontology annotation, biological process: transmembrane transport; carbohydrate transport. Gene Ontology annotation, molecular function: carbohydrate:proton symporter activity. Bases 269 to 1951 code for a protein of 560 amino acids.
AAUUGCUGUCUGGAGAAGGCCCACAUGGCACCGAUGGAGCAUCGUGUUGCUGGAUGACCGGUGGACAGGGUUCUGGCUGGGGAAAGCGAGGUGCUGCCCAUACUUGAAUACCUCCGCAUUAGCACCCCACAGUCGUGCUGACGGUAUAAGAAGCUGCCACCCGCCCUGAGUAACAGCUUUCAUCCACUCCCUGUCUGGCCGAUUAUAUCGACUCCCCAGCUCGUGGCUCGUUGAAACGUUGCCCCGAACCUUGAAAAGUCUGCCCACCAUGUCUUUCAAGCUACAGAACCCAUGGAAGGAGAACCUGAAGGACACACCGAAAGAGUCCCUUAACUGGCGACUCUGGUAUGGUGUACUCGUCUUCGGUCUGAUGGGCGCCGCCCGUGGUAUCGACGAAGGUCUCAUCGGUACGACCGCUGAACUCGAGCCCUUCAAGAAGAAAUUCGGUCUCGAGGAUCACCACAAGUCGGCACACGAGAAGGCUGAGCUUCUGUCCAACAUCACUUCCAUGGUGCAGAUGGGCUCCAUCCUCGGUGCUCUGGUCGCAUUCGUCGUCACAGAUCGCAUCGGUCGUCUCUGGGCCACACGCCAGCUCUGUGUUAUCUGGGUCAUCGGUAUCUCGAUUUUUCUUGCUAGCAGCGCAACUGGAAGCAUUGGCAUGAUCUACGCUGGUCGUUUCAUCGCCGGUAUCGGUAUCGGUCAGACCACUGUCGUUGCACCCACCUACCUUGCCGAGACUGCUCCUCGUGCUAUCCGUGGUCUUUGCGUGUGCGCAUUCUCAGGUGCGGUCUACAUCGGUAUCAUGUUGGCAUAUUUCGCUUCUUGGGGCUCUUCGAUCCAUAUCUCAUCCAAGACCGACGCUCAGUGGCUUGUUCCUAACAGCAUGCACCUGAUGUUCGCUGGUAUCAUCUUCAUUCUAUCAUUCGGCGCCAAGGAAAGCCCUCGUUGGCUUAUCAAGGUUGGCCGUCACGAGGAGGCCCUGAAGAAUCUUGCCCAGCUCCGCAACUUGCCCGCUGACCACCCAUACAUCACCACCGAGGUCAUCGAUAUCAACGAUCAGCUCAACCGUGAGCGCGAGGCUACAAUGGGCACGUCAUGGCUGGGUCCUAUCAGGGAGAUGUUCUCCAGCAAGUCCAACCUUUACCGUCUCCAACUCUCUGUUAUGUCUCAGUUGCUCGGACAGUGGAGCGGUGCCAACAGUAUCACAAUCUACGCUCCCCAGUACUUCGCCAUGAUGGGUACGACUGGCCAGAACGAGAAGCUCUUCGCGACUGCCAUCUUCGGUGUCGUCAAGUUCGUCUCUAGUAUGCUUUGCGCUUUCUUCCUCAUCGACUUCAUCGGCCGCAAGCGCUCUCUUUCGACCGGUAUCACCAUUCAGUUAGUUUCUAUGCUCUACAUGGGUAUCUUCCUCCUCAUCGACAACAAGAUCUCCGACAAGAGCGUACCCCAAUCCACGAGCCAGAAGCACGCUGCUAUGGGUGCUAUCGUCAUGAUCUACUUCAGCGGUUUCGGAUGGGCUCUGGGUUGGAACUCCAUCCAAUACCUGAUCAACUCAGAGAUUUACCCGCUCCGCCUGCGUGCUCUUGGUGGAUCCUUCGCCAUGACUUUCCACUUCGUCAACCAGUACGGAAACUCCAAGGCUGUCCCUCUUAUGUUCUUGUCCAUGACUACUGGUGGCACCAUGAUCUUCUUCAGCUGUAUUACCGCUAUCGGUCUUGCGUGGGUCUGGUUCUUCCUGCCUGAGACCAGUGGACGCAGUCUCGAGGCCCUCGACGAGAUGUUCAACCUCCCCUGGUACCUCAUUGGUCGCAAGGGUGCCGCUCUUACCGCCGGAUCGGGCGGUUUGUCGGAGGUCCUUGACCACGCUGGCGAGAAGGCUGCUACCGUCGAGAUGGAGAACUCUGACACUAAGGUCCAGGGUGAGGAGCACACCGUUGAGCGCAAAGUUUGAGCGCGUGGGAAAGGCAUAUGUUGGUUGGAAUGCAAGGGCAAAGCUCCAUCUUUCUUAUGAAUACGAAUCACGAACGAUCGAAAG